This is a messenger RNA of Sabethes cyaneus, 4333 nucleotides long. RefSeq names its product enolase-phosphatase E1 (gene Enoph). The record is from RefSeq and is a predicted model, not a curated record. The transcript is spliced from 7 exons. Gene Ontology annotation, molecular function: magnesium ion binding; acireductone synthase activity. NCBI's taxonomy places the organism in Eukaryota, Metazoa, Arthropoda, Insecta, Diptera, Culicidae. Bases 261 to 2984 code for a protein of 907 amino acids.
UCGGCCGGUUCAGCGUCUAGUCCUCGCAAGUCUCGUUCCGCACGUAUUUUUUUCUCUGACUCGUGGUGUGAGUGCACAAAUUAGCCCUGUUUCUGCAAAAAGAGUUUUUGAACUCUCCUGACAAGAAGAUUCUCGUUUUCCGUAAGACUAGCGUUAAAAACCCGUCUUAUAAGUUAUCGAUUUUUUUACUUCCGGUGAAAUUUACCAACGGAGUUUUCAGUGAAUUUUAGCAGUACCUAACUGUGAAGGGUGAAAAAAAGAUGGCAGCCGUCAGUUUCGAUGAAAAAGUACUCGCCGCAAAAUCGAUCAUUUGCGACAUUGAAGGUACUACAUCCUCAGUAGGUUUUGUAAAGGAAGUUCUGUUCCCCUACGCAUUGAAAAAUGUUGAGGAGUACCUAAAAGCUCACUGGAAUGAUGAUGCGACCAAAACUGUGGUGGCUGCACUGCGCGAACAAGCAGAAGAGGACAAGAAAGCCGAGGUCGAAGGUGUUGUACCAAUUCCCGCUGGGGAUUCUGAAGAUGUCAUUCCCGAUAUUGUCAAGAACGUAGAAUGGCAAAUGUCUCUCGAUCGCAAAACUGGCUCGUUAAAAACUCUACAGGGUCUAGUUUGGGCCGAAGGCUACAAAGAUGGUUCCAUCAAGGGACACGUAUACGAAGACGUUUCGAAAGCAUUCGAACAGUGGACGCAAGCUGGACGCAAAAUCUACAUUUACUCCAGUGGGAGUAUCGACGCGCAAAAGUUGCUCUUCGAGCACAGUGAACAGGGCGAUCUGGUAAAGUAUUUGGCCGGUCACUACGACACCAAAAUCGGCGCCAAGCAGGAAAAGGACAGCUACGAAGCUAUUCUGAAGAACAUCGAGGUCAGUGGCGAAGAGGCUCUUUUCCUAACUGACGUCAUUGCCGAGGCCAAGGCUGCCAAGGAAGCUGGUCUAAAUGUGGUGCUUCUGGAUAGACCCGGCAAUGCCGAGUUGUCCGAGGAUGACCGCAAGGAAUUCACCGUAAUCUCGUCGUUCUCCGACAUCCCAAUUGAGGCUGUCGAGGAAGCGACCAACGGCGCUACCAAGCGUAAAAUUGAUGAAACUGCCCAAGACGACGAAGCUCAGCCGCAACCACCAUCUAAGGUCGUCAAAGUAAAUGGAGAUGCCGCUGACCAGGCUGAAAUUGAAACACCGAAGAGCCCGGUUGCUGCGGCCAAGAAUGGUGCUAAUCAUGCGAAUGGCGAACAACCGCUCGUCGAGCAGAUGGACGUUGAUGCUGAGAUGACCGACGUCAGUGCCAAGGAAACCAAACCAACUAAAACAGAUGUAACCGAAAAGACUGAGACUAGUGCGGUGGAAAUUGAAGUUCCUCCGAAGGAGAAAAACGAUGUGGACAUCAGUAAGACUGAUGAACAAAAGGAGGAGAUUGCCAAGCAAGAAGAAAUCGCUGUGAGCGCAACUAAACAGGAAAAAGCAGUUGAGAACAAACCAGAGGAAGACAAGGUCGACAAAGUGGAAAAUGAAAGCGGUACCGAAACUGCUCCGCCGCCUAAAAAGACAAAAUUGGACUCGGAAGAGAUGGAAGUUGACGAGGCAAAGACUGGCCAAAACGAAAUUGAUUCCAAAACCAAGGAAAAAGCUGAUAAAACAGAAGACAAGAAAGAAGAGACCAAAGCCGAACCGGUUAGUACUUCUGUGGAGUCCGAAAAACAAGAGGUUGUACAAACUGAAUCAACCGUGGCUAAGACUGAAACAGUAGAUGAAACUGAAACAAAAGUGAUCGAAAAAUCUUCAGAUAACACUUCCGAGAAAUCUGAAGAGCCUGUCGCUGCAGCACCAGCCGAGCAAACGCCAACAGCUAAGCUGGAUGCAAAUGUUGAAGAGACGAAAACAGAAGCAACAGCCCCUGAAACUGUUGAAACUAGUGUGGAAGCUACGCCGGUAGAAAAGAAGGAAGAUAAGGUAGCUGAAACCAAUGUUACUGAACCAAUGGAAACUGAAUUGACUGAAGAAGAGAAAAUGGGUGGGGAGACCACCGUUGAUGUGUCCACCAAGAAUGAUUCAAAUCCGGCUUCCGAGCCGACAGCCAGCGAAAAAAUGGCGACUGAACCUUCAAAGACAGAACAGGCUAAAUCGAUUGAUGAUCCGAAGGAAAAAGCAAUCGAAGAGAAGGAAACAGUAUCGGAAUCCAAUACUGCAGAAGCACUAGUGAAAACAACCCCGGACGAACCGGCGGUAGAGAAAACGAAAUCGGAAGUGGACACAACAAAGUCGGCCACUCUUACUGAGAAUCAAGCAACAAAGGAAAAAGCAGAGGAGACCAAUGCACCCAGUACAACCGAGACCACGGUCUCAGAAGAGAAAGGAGUUGAAAUGGCCACGACAGAGCCGGUUGAAGAAGUAGCCGUUGAAGCCAAGGAAGAGACAAUGGAAACUGCUGACUCGUCCACGCCAGUUCCUGCUGCAGAUACGAAACCAGAAUCGAAAGCUGAAAAGGAAGCAACCACAACAGUUACUGCUGAAGAGAUGGAAACUGAUUCCGUUAAAGUAGAAGAAUCAAAACCCACGGCUAUUGUCGAGGAAAAGAAAAAAGUCGACUCUGAAGCAGCAGUAUCAACCACAGUCACCGAAAAGACCGAAAAUGGUACUCAUCAAAAUGGAACGGCUGAGCCAACGAAUGGCAAAGAAGAACCAAGAGUGCCGGAAAAUGGCGAAGCGGAACCAAAGAUAACCGCCAACGGAGGCACAAAUGGAACACACGACGAGGAGAAAAGUGACAGUGACAAGGAAAACGACACAUCGUCAACCAAUGUGGAGGAAACCACCGAAGCAGCGGCAACCAACGGCAAUGAAACUGAGAGCUCAAGCACCGCAACCGCAACUAGCACCUCCACAGCUUCCUCCACAGCUUCCUCCACAACUGAUCUAGUGACCGAGAUCAAGUCCAAAAAAGUGAUCGACGUUGGUGCCAGCACUCCAACGCCACCGAUCGAGGCGGAAUCGUAAAUCGGCCCUAUACGUUACUAAAAUAACCCCGUUGAUAAGUAGGUAAAAAGAGCUGUAGAGAGAGAUUAAGAAUGCGAUUCAACACUUUUAAAGAGCAAGGACAACACGAAGGAUAUAUUACGCCCUUUUGUGUGCUUAUGAAAAAGUGAAUAUUAAUUAAUUACAUUUUUAUAUAAAUAUUUAUACUACCGAAGGACAGACAAGGAUUGAAUCCUCUUUACAAAACUGUUUUAAAAAUUUGUUCCCGCUUUUUGUUCACAUGCCUGCAUUGUUACAAACAAGAAAUACGAAGCAAGUAUUAUACAAAAACUGCCAAAACUAUCGAAAAAACAACAAUCAUCGUAGAAUAGGCAGAACGCAGUAUCAUCCAUUCUUUCUUGAUCAAAAGCAUAAAAUUUCAAAGUGACUCGUCGUCUUAAGCUAGCCGCAAAUCAAAAAACAGAAACGUAGCUCGCAGAAGUUUUAUUUUGUAAUUUGUCUUAGAAUUAAACCGUAAGAUUUACAGAUACAACUGCAAAUAUCUUGCUUUUUUCAAUUAUAUUAAGAACCAUCUACUCCACUUUUUUGAACUAUGAAAAGCCAUUCGCGCUCUUUUUUUUCUCUCCCUUUCUUGGAUGGAAAAGGCAUAGUAUUUCUGCUGCAUUUAUAACAUACACACAUGUCUUCCUGCUACCAAAAAGAAAAACGAAGGCACAAGGCGAUGGCACAACAAGACUAACUUGCAAUCAUAGUUCCUGAAAUUAUUUUUUAAAACUAACUGAAUAUCAAAUAUCGCCUCAUGGGAAGAGAGAGGGAGAGAAAAAAGGGAACACGGAGAGGCCAUCGGAAGAAUGGUCUUCUAUUCAACAGACUGCCAAUGAAUCAUCACAGCCACUAUCACAUUCAGUCAGUCAGGAACAUUCCGCAUGCUGCAAAGCCAGUGACAGUUACUUGUUUCGGAAUACCGAGGGAACAGUAUUACUGACUAUUGUUUUGUUUUUCUUUCUAUGUUUCGCAGCGACAAAUACAGCGUAACGGUGUACACUAUAAUCAUAUUAGAAAUUUUACUUCUCCGUUCUCGUCUGUCCGCUGCUAAGUUAUAUUGUAUAUUAAAAACGUAAAAAACAGGAGAUGAAUCGUAUGUAAAAUCACAAUUACUGUGUCAAUAUUGAUAUCAAACAUGAAAUGUGGAAAACUAGCGUGUCACUUUUUGAAUGUUUUCCAUCCUGAAGUAUUUAAGGGAUAACGUAAGCCAACUUCGUUCGAAGUACGUAAAUUAAACUAAUAUAACAAAUGAUUCAAAUGAAACCGAUGAAACAAAAAACACUUAUAAAGAUGGAAAUAAACUAAUCAGUAAUAUUUUAAGACCG